AUGAUGAAGCAAGACUCUGCAACAGCAUGUUAUAAAUGUAAAAAAUAUCAUCUUGGGUUAUGCUAUGACACCAUGAAGAUCUGCAUCCUAAAGCACCAACAGUCCUGUGCUAUUGAGAACCUCUACUUCCUUACAAGAAAAGGGAGAAGUAUGUAUUAUUAUUCCAAACUGUCAUGUAUGACCAACUGUGAGGACAUCAACUUCUUGAGUUUUGAGAAAAGAAGAGAGCUCAUCUGUUGCAGACAUAAUAACUAUUGCAACCUCCCUGAGGGAGUUUAAUUCUAUAUCUCUCCUGGACUUGGGGUCAUUCUUCAACUCACCAUCCCCUAGUCUCUUCCCCCAGACCUGUAUUUUGCUUUCCUCUUCCAACCACUGGUACAGAGUGAGAGAGAAAGCCAGCUAGUGAGGUCACAAGGAGAGAGUGGAGGGUAGCUGAGUCUCAUUAAUGAUGGAAGACUAAACUAGACUGAAGUUUUGCAAAUCCCUGUUGCUCACAUCUGGCAGUUUGGAUUUCCUUAUGAUGGAAAUAGGGUUGCCACAAAUACAGUUGGGUUUGGAACUGGUUA
This is a messenger RNA of Neofelis nebulosa (Clouded leopard), 566 nucleotides long. RefSeq names its product prostate and testis expressed 2 (gene PATE2). The transcript has 3 exons. Lineage: Eukaryota; Metazoa; Chordata; Mammalia; Carnivora; Felidae. Bases 1 to 279 code for a protein of 92 amino acids. The record is from RefSeq and is a predicted model, not a curated record.